AUAACGAGAAAAGUGAUUUAGAAAACACUACUAUUCAAUUUUUAAUGUUAACGUCUUAGUUUGUUUGCUAUUAUAAUAUUGUAUAAUUAAUUAAUUAGGUAAGUGAAAUAUUUGUUAUGAAAUUUUGACGAUUUAUGUUUGUUGGAAAUAAAGUUUUUUUUUGAGCUAAGAGCUGUUUGUAAUCUAAAAAGCACAAACUGUAAGCUUAGGAAGACCUGGCAAUAAUUAUGUCAAGUCGUCGCGACGGAAUGUCGUCAAAACAAAUUUAUGAUCUUGACACCAUAUGGGGAGAUUUGAAAAACGGUAUUGAACAUGUUUAUAAUCGACAGUCUAUGCCAAAGCCUCGUUAUAUGGAACUUUAUACACAUGUGUAUAACUAUUGUACAAGUGUACAUUUAAAUCCUAAUAAAAAUGCAGCUGUCCCAAGUAAUCGUUCCAAAAAAGUUACCUCUACAUCAACAGCUCAGGUUGGAGGUGCACAGUUGGUUGGUUUAGAAUUAUAUCGAAGAAUUAAAGAUUUCUUACGACAUUAUCUUGUAGACCUGAUUAGUCGAGGGUCAAAUUUCAUGGAUGAAGAUGUAUUGGCUUUCUAUACUCGAGAAUGGGAAGAUUAUCGGUUCAGUUCAAAAGUUCUCAAUGGUGUAUGUUCAUAUCUUAAUAGACACUGGGUACGUCGUGAAUGUGAAGAAGGCCGUAAAGGAAUUUAUGAAAUAUAUCAAUUAGCAUUAGUUGCAUGGCGAGAUUGCCUUUUUCAACAAUUGCACAAAAGAGUUACUAAUGCUGUUUUAAAAUUAAUUGAACGUGAACGAAAUGGAGAAUCAAUUAAUACUAGACUAGUCAGUGGUGUUAUCAAUUGUUAUGUUGAACUUGGUUUGAAUGAAGAAGAGCCGUCCAUAAAAGGUCAAAGCUUGACUAUUUAUAAAGAAUCUUUUGAAAAAACAUUCUUAGAAGAAACUAAAUGUUUUUAUAUCAAGGAAAGUGAUCAGUUUUUAGCAAACAACACAGUUACAGAAUAUAUGAAAAAAGCUGAACAACGAUUACAAGAAGAACAAAAAAGAGUUAGGGAUUAUUUACAUGAAACAACUUUAGUGGGACUUGCAGAUACUUGUGAAAAAGUUUUAAUUCGUAAACAUAUGGAAAUAUUUCAUGCAGAAUUUCAAAAUUUGUUGAAUUAUGAAAAAAAUGAUGAUCUCGGUCGUAUGUACCAGUUAGUUUCACGUAUACAAGAUGGUCUUGGAGAAUUAAAAAAUAUUUUAGAAUGUCAUAUAUUGGCUCAAGGCCAAACUGCUAUAGAGAAGUGUGGUGAAGCUGCAUUUAAUGAUCCUAAAACCUAUGUAAGCGUCAUCCUAGAUGUACAUAAAAAAUACAAUGCUUUGGUUGGUGUAUCAUUUAAUAAUGAUUCAGGCUUUGUAGCUGCUUUGGACAAAGCUUGUGGUGGCUUCAUCAAUAAUAAUUUAGUUACUAGGCAGUAUAAUUCAAGUUCUAAAAGUCCUGAAAUGCUUGCCAAGUUUUGUGAUUUAUUGUUAAAAAAAUCAAGCAAAAAUCCUGAAGAAGCAGAAUUAGAAGAUACUUUGAAUCAGGUUAUGAUAAUGUUUAAAUAUAUUGAAGACAAAGAUGUAUUUCAAAAAUUUUAUAGUAAAAUGUUAGCUAAACGUCUUGUUCAACAUAUGUCUGCUAGUGAUGAUGCUGAAGCUUCUAUGAUUUCAAAAUUAAAACAAGCCUGUGGUUUUGAAUAUACUUCAAAACUGCAACGUAUGUUUCAAGACAUUGGUGUAUCUAAAGACUUAAAUGAAGCAUUUAGAAAACAUAUUAUUUCCUCUAAUAUGCCUCAUGAUAUUGACUUCAGUAUACAAGUCCUAUCGUCUGGUUCAUGGCCAUUCCAGUAUCUAUUAACAUUUUCUCUUCCCACCGAAUUGGAACGUUCAGUUCAGCGAUUCACUCAGUUUUAUAGUGGCCAACAUUCAGGCCGCAAACUCAACUGGUUGUACAACAUGUCCAAAGGAGAGUUGAUUACAAAUUGUUUUAAAAACCGUUAUACUUUACAAGCUUCAACUUUCCAAAUGGCUGUAUUAUUGCAAUAUAAUCUACAGGAAUCGUGGACGAUAAAUCAAUUAUCAGAAUCAACACAAUUGAAGUUAGAUUAUUUAGUACAAGUACUACAAAUUUUGUUAAAGGCUAAACUUUUAAUGUGUGAAGAAGAUGAGACAUGCUUACAAGGUAAUUCUGUUGUCAGUCUUUAUACUGGAUAUAAGAAUAAAAAACUGCGUGUAAAUAUUAAUGUACCUAUGAAGCAAGAAAUUAAACUUGAACAAGAAAGUACACAUAAGCAUAUCGAAGAAGAUAGAAAAAUGUUGAUUCAAGCAGCUAUUGUAAGAAUCAUGAAAAUGCGUAAAGUUAUGAAACACCAACAGCUGACAGCUGAAGUGUUGACUCAACUAUCAUCAAGAUUUAAGCCCAGAGUAAAUGUGAUCAAAAAAUGUAUAGAUAUAUUAAUUGAAAAGGAGUAUUUGGAAAGAACUGAGGGACAAAAGGAUUCGUAUAGUUACUUAGCUUGAGUUUCAACUCAUUUGGAAUUUCUAUUUACAAAUAUUUUGUAUUAUGUUGCAGAUUUUACUAAUUUUUUAUUCUUAAUUGUAAAAUAAAAAAAUUCUUUGAAAAUGCCUAUGACUUCAUUGAGCAUUAUUAUGUUUUGUAUAAAAUAGCAAAUAAUUAUUUAUUUGUUUGAUAACAUUGACAUAAUAUAAACGUUAAUGUUA
Messenger RNA from Daktulosphaira vitifoliae (grape phylloxera), 2756 nucleotides. RefSeq names its product cullin-1 (gene Cul1). Gene Ontology annotation, molecular function: ubiquitin protein ligase binding. The record is from RefSeq and is a predicted model, not a curated record. Lineage: Eukaryota; Metazoa; Arthropoda; Insecta; Hemiptera; Phylloxeridae. The coding region runs from base 228 to 2555 and encodes 775 amino acids. The transcript is spliced from 2 exons. Gene Ontology annotation, biological process: protein ubiquitination; SCF-dependent proteasomal ubiquitin-dependent protein catabolic process. Gene Ontology annotation, cellular component: SCF ubiquitin ligase complex.